CUACUACUUACGUGGGGUGAUGAUACUGCGGAGUACUUUACUCUGUGGUAGACUCCUCCUUCCGGCCAGUCACUGGCAUGGGUCGGGCCAACGGCGGCCACGGAUCUAGGCAGCAAGGUGCGCUCGCCGACUGUGUACGGAGUACAGUAAGGUACACACCCAUCCAUCGGAUGUCCGUCCGAGCAAUUCAAAUACCUGCUGCGCGAGGUGGUACGGGGCAUUUGCUGUCGUGCAACUCCUGCCUCGAUUUGAUCCCAAAAAUGGCGGUCGCAUCGCCCGCAGAGACCAGCUAUAUAGCUACUUCACCUAUCGAUGAUGAUCGACGGUCUCUCAUUAUUAUCAGAGAACACAAGCUUUUCGAUCACCGUCAGCUCGAUUACGACAUGUGUUCCAUGCUCCGGACUGUGUAUGAAAUGCUGGGUUGCACCAUCGCCCCCUGUCAGCAGGCCAUAUCGCCAAGUAUGCAGACCCGAGAAUGCCUUGCUACGAGUCAGGCCAGCGGGGUUUUGACGGAUGGAAGGAGUGGCUGGCUGAUAAUUCCUGCUUACCAGGAACAUUGUCCCAGAGCUAUGGACCCAAAGGCCUUCCUUCGGUCGCAUUGUGCGUUGCCCUAGCACCGGAGACUGUCAGUUGAGAUACAACUAGACGAGCGUACGGAUCGGGGCGCCGUCGAUGAAGCUCA
Aspergillus heteromorphus CBS 117.55 is the source of this 682-nucleotide messenger RNA. RefSeq lists its product as uncharacterized. Bases 78 to 614 code for a protein of 178 amino acids. The transcript has a single exon. Lineage: Eukaryota; Fungi; Ascomycota; Eurotiomycetes; Eurotiales; Aspergillaceae. The record is from RefSeq and is a predicted model, not a curated record.